Cuscuta campestris is the source of this 1658-nucleotide messenger RNA. The record is from the annotation of a GenBank genome assembly. Lineage: Eukaryota; Viridiplantae; Streptophyta; Magnoliopsida; Solanales; Convolvulaceae.
CAGCGAUGUCCCCUCUGGAACAUCGCUGUUCUGGUCAAAUUUUUCAAAAACAAAAAAAUACCGUUGGAACUGCAUUAAAAGCUCCAACAGUUUUUUUUCAAACUUUUGAACGUUAGGAACCCUUUCUCCUAUAUAUUUGGACCCCCUCUCCUCACUUUUAUACACACAAACUCAAUUCUCUUGCGUAUUUCAUCUUCUUUAGAAUAUUUGUUGAGAUUUCUUCAUCACCAUGGGCAAAGACAAGAGCAGGGCUGCCACCUCCAGGAAAUUAAAGUCAAAAUCCCGAGCACCGGUAACAAACACCGAGGAGCGCCUCUACUACGGCGACGGAUCAUACCUCUGGUUCGAUUCCGGGGAGGAGCGCACCUGUUUCCUCACUCUCUUCUCUAAACGGGUUGUGGCUCCCCCACGGAUAGUCCCGGAGUGCCUACCGGAGCUCCUCGUCAAGUCCACGCUGAUUGAGCUCACCGUGGAGCAGCUUGGGCAGAUCGCCGGUCUCCCCUACCAAGGCGACAACGUCUCCCACUAUGGCGGAGAGGACUGGGUGCUCAAUAACGAUGGCCGUAUCCUCAACGAGCUUGGCAUCACCGAGCUCAUCAGGCACGCUUCGGGCCGCCCCACCAUCCACUCCGCAAACCCCAAAGGCCGUCUCCUCCUCUACAUCGUGUCCCGAAUCAUCAAACCCCGGAAGCAUGGGCACACAAUCAUGUCCGGUGAGGACCUCAAGCUCAUCCAUGCGAUCAUGCACACGGCCCCAAUCAAUUGGGCGAAGUUUGUCAUGAUCAACAUGACGAUCGUUGCGUCCACCGACCAUGAUCACCUCCUCCCUUACUCGUUUUUGGUGAUGGACAUCCUUGAACGAUUCAAGGCCACCACCACCGUUGGCCUGCUCACGAAGGCCACGAAGCUUUGGACGAUCAGUGCCCAAACCUUCACAAAGCGGUCGGACAACGCCGCGCCUACCACAGCCGCGCCACGCCAUACUGCCACUGCCCCAAGCCCAGCCGAACCCCAGGCCCGGGCCAACCUUGCCUCCAUCGUCGACUCCCUCCACCGCCUUCACCUCAAAGUUGACGGGAUAGAUGGAUACCUUGAGAGGCUCGACGAGGCUGUCCAACGCCAAGGGUACGCCAUGAACGCAUACUUCCAACGCGUUAGUUACGUCCCCCCACCGUACCAUGGCACGUUCUUUGGGCAAGUGUACGGUGACGAGGACGAAGACGAUGCCUCCUACGCCCCGUCAAGCUCCCCGGAUGAAGACGAGUUCGACGAUGCCAUCGAUGGGGAUGAGAUGGACGACGACGACGAGGAGGAGGAAACCGAAGACGAAGACUAGGACUCCCCUAGAAUUUCUAUCUCUUUUCCUUUAAUUAUUAUGUUUUUAUUGCUUCCGUUGUACUCCGCUAUUUCCCAAUUUUAAUAAAUAAAAUUGAGAGUUCGAGUCACACGAACCUCAAUGAACCUUCGAAGGAAACAACCCUUCCUUCGAACCACAAGAGAAAUAUUUUCUCUUGUCAAGUGUCGAAGAACACUAAAAGCACUCAAGAACAAUACUCUCUUUUAGAGUGGAUAAUGAGUAACUAAGAACGCUCAAGAACACAACACAAGCUUCACAAAAAUGGCUCUCAAAAAGCUAUGAAUAAAGGAUGAAUGAUUUG